CGGAAACACUUAGAAUCGACACUCGCCGCUGUCAAGCACGACGACCAGUCCUCAUUUAUCAUUCGCCAACCACUUUUCUCAAGGACCCCCUGUUGUAUUGAACUAUGGCUCGCUUGCACCAAGUUUCAAUAUACUCUUCCAUCCUCAUUUUGAUCUAUCUACUGGUGUUAUUUGAGGCCCUGCCCAUACCAUUCAUUGACGCCAGUGUAGCCCAAGAGAUCCUUCCUGUCAUUCCUUGGUGGCUUCUGGUGUCAUUCGGGUCAUAUUCCCUCUGGAGUCUCGGCUGGGGGGUGUUUACAUUCCGUGACUGUCCUGAAGCCUAUCAUGAGUUGCUGCAGGAAAUAAAUGAAGCUAAAAACGAUCUCAGAAGUCGGGCUGUUACCGUCGACUGAGGCAUCUUCUUUAGUCAUUUUCUACGUCUUUGUUUGAGACUCGCCUCAAAUUACAUACUUAAAUACAGCCCUCCAUCGAGCGUUUACUCAGAGGUACUUUAUGGCACCAUGUGAAUGGUGAGAGUUAC
Molecule: messenger RNA, 520 nt
Organism: Suillus plorans
Lineage: Eukaryota; Fungi; Basidiomycota; Agaricomycetes; Boletales; Suillaceae
Product: dolichol-phosphate mannosyltransferase subunit 3
Exons: 3
Coding region: 105-392 (95 amino acids)
Biological process (GO): GPI anchor biosynthetic process
Cellular component (GO): dolichol-phosphate-mannose synthase complex; endoplasmic reticulum membrane
Source: RefSeq, a predicted model, not a curated record